Messenger RNA from Rhizophagus irregularis DAOM 181602=DAOM 197198, 1455 nucleotides. RefSeq lists its product as uncharacterized. The record is from RefSeq and is a predicted model, not a curated record. NCBI's taxonomy places the organism in Eukaryota, Fungi, Glomeromycota, Glomeromycetes, Glomerales, Glomeraceae.
AUCUUAUCAAAAUGCAUUUCUCUUUGAAGGAAGAAUCUUACGUAGUUAUUGAAAAUGGCUCUUGGAAAAUAAAGGCAGGAAUAGGCGUAGCUGAUACGAACCAGCUUCCUUCCGUGCUUCUUCAAACUGAAGUCGGAAAAAUACCCGAAACGGAAGUUGAAAAGCAUGAUUCCGAGAUGUUACAGGGAGGUACGGAGAAUCCUGAGCAAUCAACAUCAAAUUCGCCAGAAAAAGCGACAUCAACCAAGAAUUCUAAAGAACCAAGAUAUAUUUGUGGUUUGCAAUUAAAAGAAUUCAAGGAACAAUAUAAAGGCAAUAUCGUGACUUCUUUUCCGAUAAAACGUGGAAAUAUGGAAAAUUUGGAUGAAUUAGAAGCAUUAUGGCGACAUAUUCUUUUAAAGGAAUUUAAUAUCAAGAGAUCGCGUAAUGAAUGCCCGGUAAUUGUUACAGUUCCAAGUACUUGGACUAAAGUGCAAUAUGAACAAAUUGCACGAAUAUUUUUUGAAACAUUUAAUUCUCCUGGACUUUACAUAGCUAAUCAAGCAUUAAUGGCACUGUACGGAUGUGGCAGCCUUAAUGGUUUGGUUGUUGACAUCGGUUAUGGGAAAACAGAAAUAACUCCAAUAUUAGAAUGUUCAAUUCAACAUCAUGCAAUACAAACUAUUCCGAUUGGCGGCCAAGAUUUUGAUGAAUAUUUUCAUUCGUUACUUUUAUCAGACUCUCAAUUUAUUGAAGAAUAUGGAGAUACACCUGAUAUAGAUAUUGCAAGAGCACUUAAAGAAUCAGCAGAUAUUUGCGAAGUUUUGUUAGAUGCUAACAACUUGGAAGAUAAACCUGCGAGGAUGGAAGUUGAAUAUCAAGGGAGAAAAUUCACAGUUGGUCCGGAACGUUUUCGUGUUACAGAGCCUAUCUUUGACCCAAUGUUGGUUAACAAGGAAGGAGUUUUGUCAUUAACAGAAGCGAUUUACUUGACCAUAUCUAGCUGUGAACCAGACAAGCGUAACUUACUAUGGGAGAAUGUUGUGCUUACCGGGGGAUCAUCCAUCAUGAAAGGUUUAAAAGAACGUAUUAAAACCGACUUAGCACCAUAUCUUACAUUUUCUGAUAAUAGUGGAGAAUAUCAGGUAAAAGAAGCAAAAUUCUUAAAAAUUCCAGAAUAUUUUACAAAUCUUAAAGAUAGAAAUGAUUUGGCUGGGUUUUUGGGCGCCUCUAUAACAGCCAAGCUUUCAUUUCCUGAUCCUAAAGGGUUUAUUAACAAAGUUGAUUACAAUGAUCACGGGCCAAGCGUGGUGCACACAAAAAGUUACUAAAUUUUCUUCUUGUUUAAGCAUAAAGACUAAUAGAUAAAAUUAUUGAUAGAUAUAAUUCAUUCUUGUGUAUUGUUCAUAAAUCUUUCAUUUGUAUCCUCAAUUUUAUAUCUCCAAAAUUGCCCGAGUAAAUUAAAAAUUUUUUUUG